GGAUAGGAGGGGAGACCCCCUGCGGGGACCCGGGCUUGGCUGGCUGCCGCGAUCACUCGUCGGGGGCGGCCGAGGGCGAGCCCAGUGCAGCUGCGGGGGUGGCCGCCGCGGUGGGACGAGCCCAGCGGCCGGUGGUCCCCUGCGCGGGUGGCGGGGACAUCCUCCCCUGUUCACUUCUUUCGGAUUCCAAGGAGCCGGGUUCGGCGUGGCUUCCCAGAAUGUCGCGAAAGCCUCAAACGCUGCCUGGCCUCUGAUUCCCUUUUUCUUUUUAUUAAAAGACAGCAGGCCCCAAGCUCACAGCUUUCAACAGGCACCUGUAACUCGUUAGACUGACCCAUAUCUUUUGUCACCACCCCACCUUUUGGGAAGGUUACCUUGUCUGUGACAAAUGAUUCUGGUUUCCCAUUUAAGGUGGCAAGGUCCAGUGAUCUUUUGACUGCCACAUAUGGACUCCCAAAAAUCUCCGAAGGAAACUGUCCUCAUUACCGGAGGAGGUGGCUAUUUUGGUUUCCGCCUGGGCUGUGCUUUGAACCAGAAGGGAAUCCAUGUGAUUCUGUUUGACAUCAAGAGCCCUACUCAGACCAUUCCAGAAGGAAUCAAGUUCAUACAUGGAGACAUUCGCCACCUCUCUGACAUAGAGAGAGCCUUCAAGGGGGAGGAUGUCACUUGUGUGUUCCAUGUUGCUUCGUAUGGUAUGUCAGGGAAGGAGCAACUGGAUCGAAAGUUGAUUGAAGAAGUCAAUGUGGGGGGCACAGACAACGUGCUCCAGGCUUGCAGGAGGAGGGGGGUCCCAAGAUUAGUUUACACUAGCACUUUCAAUGUCAUCUUCGGAGGUCAAGUUAUCAGAAACGGAGAUGAAUCUCUGCCUUACCUACCUCUGCACCUCCAUCCUGAUCAUUACUCUCGGACCAAAUCUAUCGCAGAGAAGAAGGUGCUGGAGGCCAAUGGGACGGUCCUGGAAGGAAGCAAUCGUGUCUUGAGAACCUGUGCUCUAAGGCCGGCUGGCAUCUACGGGCCUGGAGAACAAAGGCACCUCCCCAGGAUAGUGAGCUACAUUGAGAGGGGCCUGUUCAAGUUUGUGUUUGGGGAUCCCAAGAGCCUGGUUGAAUUUGUCCAUGUGGAUAACUUGGUGCAGGCUCACAUUCUGGCCUCAGAGGCCCUGAAAGCUGACAAAGGCCACGUUGCCUCUGGAGAGCCCUACUUCAUCUCAGAUGGCAGGCCUGUGAACAGCUUUGAGUUCCUCCGGCCUUUGGUUGAGGGCCUGGGCUACACCUUCCCAUCCGUCCGCCUGCCAUUGACCCUCAUCUACUGCUUUGCGUUCCUAAUGGAGAUGGCCCACUUCAUCGUGCAUCGACUCUACAACUUCCAGCCCUUCCUCACCUGCACUGAAGUGUACAAAACUGGCGUCACACAUUACUUUAGCCUGGAGAAAGCCAAGAAGGAGCUAGGUUAUGAGGCUCAGCCGUUUGACCUCCAGGAAGUGGUGGAAUGGUUUAAAGCCCGUGGUCAUGGCAGAAGUCCUGGGAAUGGUGACUCUGAGGCUCUUGUUUGGGUUGGGCUAUUGGUCUCACUCUUGGUUGUAGCACUUCUCACAUGGCUGUCUUCUUCUGUGAUUCUGUCACUGUGAAGGAGGAGCUAAAAAUAAGGAGCUGAUCACAUUGGUUUGGAUGGUUUUCAAGAAACAUGGGUUUUAAAAGAUAGAUAUCUGAUGCCAAAUUUUGGCUCUUUAGAUUGCUGUUUAAGAAUAGGUUCUUGGACUAAGUCUUCAUUUCUUACCUCUUUGUACUAAUCCUGAUGGGAGAAAAAAGAGGCAAAGAUAAGUUGGGAAUUUGGGUUCUUGUGUCCUGCUUUAGAGGGUACAGUAUAAGUCAUUUGGGAGCCAUAGAGCUAAACUUAGAUUGGAAUUAUCUUACUUGAAUUUCUCAGAACCUAAAACUGUACUUAUUUCCAUUCCAUAGACUUUGCAUCUACUUAGAGUGGACUAAAACCCACAUUGAUACAGGAAUGGCGAAACACUAACAGGCCUUGGGGCCGGCCUGGUGGCGCAGUGGUUUAAGUGCGCACGUUCUGCUUUGGCAGCCUGGGGUUCGCCAGUUCAGAUCCCAGGCGCAGACCUACACACCGCUUGUCAAGCCCUGCUGUGGUAGGCAUCCCACAUAUAGAGUAGAGGAAGAUGGGCACAGAUGUUAGCUCAGGGCCAGUCUUCCUCAGCAAAAGGAGGAGGAUUGGCGGCAGAUGUUAGCUAAGGGCUAAUCUUCCUCAAAAAAAAAAAAAAACCACUAACAGCCCUUGAAAAUGUGUGAAAAACACCAAAUUGUGCCAGAUCCCUCAGACCAACCCUCUGAGGAAAUGAUGGCUGUUGCAGGGGAGGCACUGACUCUUCACAGUGUCAGUUUUGGGGAUUCCUUUUCACCUUUUCUCUUAUAAAACCGUUAAACCUGUGUGACCACAUGGUAGUGUUUGAUGUUUAAACAGGUAGACCUUUAUCUUCUCUCAUAGGAUUCUUUUGAGGAUUAAAUUAAACGAGGCAUAUAAAGUGCCACCCACACACCUAAGCCAUUAUUUUUCUUAAUAUUGUUACUGUACAUUCCCAAUGAUGCUUUUCUUCCUUGGGGUAUUCCGUUCAGAGGGUGCUGUUGCUACUAAUCUUUCUGGAAUGCCUUCGCGAUAUGCUCUCAGAGUCUGUAACAAGUGUGUUUGAAUAUCCUCAUCUUUGUAUAAAGUUUUGGUCUCUGAGAUUGAAGUUUAGGAAAGAGCUAAAAAUCUGAUGAUUAAGGAUGAUGAUCAAGCUAAUGAUGCCAUUUGUAAUUAAAAAGUGAAGCGUAACUCUAAACUAACAGACUGGUUUUCUCACUGGGAAGAAUUUGGGUUCUCUGAAGGCAGCUUCCAGGGAGCAGUGUUUUGAACAAUGGCCGCAUUGUCUAGCCGCCCCCGGGGACUGCCGUGGAAGAGUUCAGGUUGUACUGUUGCGUAAGAACCAAAGUGGAAAGAAGACAGCGAAUCUUUACCCAUUCGGUGAUUCCAGCUGCAGAAAGGGCAGUGUUCCACCCUUGAGAAGAGGAUCGAUUGCUGUGGACGGUUACGUUAGAGUUGGUCGGGAAGAUGAAUACUCCCUGGUGAACGGCGCCUGGGUGUUUUGGGAAAAGUGCUCAAUCUGAUACCAGAAGACCUGCAACCGUGAAUAUUUUGUGUGGCCUUAACCAAGUAACUGAAGCCUCUUUAGGCCUCAGAUUCCUCAUUUGGGAAAUGGGAAUGACUAUUUGCCCUUUCUCUAAACCCACCUCCCUACCUCACAGGGUUUGUUGUGAUCGUAAAAUAAGAUGUGGUGAAAGUACUUUUAAUAUAUAAAUUGCAACAUAAAAAUGAGA
This is a messenger RNA of Equus caballus (horse), 3368 nucleotides long. It is a transcript of the gene SDR42E1, whose product is annotated as short chain dehydrogenase/reductase family 42E, member 1. The record is from RefSeq and is a predicted model, not a curated record. NCBI's taxonomy places the organism in Eukaryota, Metazoa, Chordata, Mammalia, Perissodactyla, Equidae. Gene Ontology annotation, biological process: steroid biosynthetic process. Gene Ontology annotation, molecular function: 3-beta-hydroxy-Delta5-steroid dehydrogenase (NAD+) activity.